UUCAGCUCAGCAAGGAACAAUGGAACUUCCCCGGGACCUGUCCACUGUCUCCUCCUGUGUUGCUGUGCUCCUAGCUGUCCUGCGAAGCACUUCCACCCUAGUGGAAAGGUAUGCCCGGAGUAAGAGGAGGUGUCGCGGCAGGAUCAGGAGUCUCUGGGCCUUGCUGAACCGGUUGCAGAGUGACCCCCUGCUUCUUGGUCAGGGGCCCCGACAAGUCACCCACCUGAGGAGAAUGGCAAUGGGUGCUGUGCUGGGCUCAGCCCCAACCCCCAGGCACCAGUGGGUCUACCCUAUCAGCACCAACUGGUGGAAGGACCUCCUCAUGGGGGAAUGGGGAGAUGAGAAGUGGCUGGAGAACUUCAGGAUGACAAAGAAGACACUCUUUGACAUUGCUGAUCUUCUCCGACCGACACUCCAGCGUCAGCUGACUGUUAUGCGACAGCCGAUCUCUGUGGAGAAGCGAGUAGCCAUUGCUGUGUGGUGGCUGGCAACCAUGGCUUCCUACCGGGAGGUUGCCCACCAUUUUGGUGUUGGAAGAUCAACAGUGGGUGCCAUUGUUCUUGAGGUGUGCUUUGCAAUAGAGCAUGUUCUUCUAAAGGAUGUCAUUUGUUUGGGGGAAUACCAGAAGAUCAUGGAUGGCUUUGGACAGAUGGGCUUUCCACAUUGUGUUGGAGCCAUAGAUGACUGCCACGUACCAAUUUGUGCCCCCACUGGACAGGGAUAUGAAUACACAAGCCACAAGGAAAUGUUAUCGUUCUUCCUUCAAGGAACUGUGGAUCAUUCUGGUCGCUUCACAAACAUUGAAGUGGGCUGGAGUGGUAAGAACCAUGAAGACUUCACCUUUGGUAUGUCCUCCAUCUGUGAGGCGAUGGACUCGGGUGCUUUUGUGCCAUCAAAUCCAACCAUUACGCUGGGUGGGGUGCUUAUUCCCCCACUCAUAUUGGCAGAUGAAGCUUACCCAAUGCGUGCCUGGCUUAUGAAACCUUUUGAAGGCCAUCUAGACCGGAGGAAGCUAACUUUCAACUGCGUCUUCAAUCACUGCCGUGUGGUUGUGGAGCAUGCAUUUGCAAGGCUGAAGGCCCGCUGGCGGUGCUUGACAGCACGGUUGCCAGUUGCAGAGGAAAACGUAGCCUCGGUGAUUAGCGCCUGUGCUGUUCUGCACAAUAUUUGUGAAGCACGAGGGCACGUCCUCAGCUGCAGCCUUCUAGCACAGGAGUACCUUGUCAUUCCACAUCGAAAAAUUGUUGUUGAACCAAAGGAUGAUCAGAACCUACUGGAAGGGAAGCGUGUCCGGGAUGCAAUUGCUGAUUUCCUGCUUGAGGUUCAUUGACACAGCAUUUCAGUCUACUGAAGCUUGCCUGAGGUCACCGAGGCAGCUAACAAAAUGUCUGUUCCUGUGGAUGGACUCCUCUUCUCCCAUUUCUUUGUGUGAGGACUGAGUGUUGGGGGAGAAGAAGAGCAACCGCUGCUGAGUAGACCUCAGCAGAAGUUUCUCAGUCACUUUAUUGGACAGCUUCCACAGGAGCCCAGCAACCAAGAGCAGACCAUGCUGCAAACGUGCCAGAUUGGCAGGGCUGUAUUUCUGCAUACAACGUGUGGAUGUUGAUGGGGGAGAAGAGCUGGUUAGGCUUAGUGGGAAGCAGAAGACAUAGGAGGAAGAGUGUUGCGUGUGAGGCAGCCUUUUUUCCUUGACAAGGUGAAAGGAGCUCUGGGCUGCUGCAAAAGAGCCUUAAUGGGAGAGGAGGAGGCGUGAGUGUUUAUUCCUAAAAUCCUAACCACAAUGACGAUAAAAUAACAAAGCCGACAUUGUGAUGUCACAAAAGGCAAGCUCCACCCCUUCGCACUUGUAUCACAGCACGUUUCUUGACUUGCUCCCUCUUGCCCUCGAGAAGGUACCUACGAUAGGAGGGCUAACUAAAAUUAAUAUCAUCUCAGUAUGUAUUAGAGAGCCAAUCUGGUGUAGUGGUUAAGGCACCAGGUUAGAAACCGGGAGAGUCUGAGUUCCAGUCCUGCCUUAGG
Python bivittatus (Burmese python) is the source of this 2019-nucleotide messenger RNA. RefSeq lists its product as uncharacterized. NCBI's taxonomy places the organism in Eukaryota, Metazoa, Chordata, Lepidosauria, Squamata, Pythonidae. The record is from RefSeq and is a predicted model, not a curated record.